AGUCAGUCCAGUGUUUGCAAAUAUUGUGUGGGCUCGCGAGCGCGUCUCUGGGCUCCGGCAGGAUCCGAACCCGCGGCGCCUAAUUGCUGUGCAGUUGAGUUUGCAUGAAACUUUCCAGAGCUGCAGGCAGUGCUGCUACGCUCCCGACUCCAGACCGCACACCUCCCUGUUUUUACAACAGCAGUAACUGUCUUUUCCAACCCGACAUGGAUGUACUCCCAAUGUGCAGCAUCUUCCAGGAACUCCAGAUUGUGCACGAGACGGGUUACUUCUCGGCGCUGCCCUCCCUGGAGGAAUAUUGGCAACAGACCUGCCUGGAAUUGGAACGUUACCUGCAGAGUGAACCUUGCUACGUGUCAGCUUCGGAGAUCAAAUUUGACAGCCAGGAAGAUCUGUGGACCAAAAUCAUUCUGGCUCGAGAGAAAAAGGAGGACUCCGACUUGAAGAUUUCCUCCAGUCCCCCUGAGGAUGCUCUGAACAGCCCCAGCUUUGGUUACAACCUGGAGACCAACAGCUUAAACUCGGAUGUGAGCAGUGAGGCAUCAGACAGCUCCGAGGAACUUUCACCCACCUCUAAAUUUACCUCCGACCCCAUCGGCGAAGUUUUAGUCAACUCGGGGAACCUGAGCUCCUCUGUCACCUCCACACCCCCAUCUUCUCCAGAACUGAGCAGGGAACCCUCUCAACUGUGGGGCUGUGUGUCUGGAGAGCUACACCCUCCUGGGAAGAUGCGAGGUGGGACUUCCGGGAAGCCAGGUGACAAGUGCAGUGGGGACGCCUCCCCCGACGGCCGGAGGAGGGUGCAUCGGUGCCACUUUAAUGGCUGCAGAAAAGUUUACACCAAAAGCUCCCACUUGAAAGCACAUCAGCGCACUCACACAGGAGAAAAGCCUUACCGAUGCUCAUGGGAAGGCUGUGAGUGGCGUUUUGCAAGAAGCGAUGAGUUAACCAGACACUUCAGAAAGCACACUGGUGCCAAGCCUUUUAAAUGUUCUCACUGUGACAGGUGUUUCUCCAGGUCCGACCACCUGGCCCUGCACAUGAAGAGGCACCUCUGAGGGGGCACAGCGGCGACUCCUGCGGCUUAAACGGCUUCCACGCUGAGAGACGGCCGUGGAAGGAGGGUGCGUGUUCCAGCCAAAGCAUGCCAUUUUGCACCCUACCCAGUUGCCUCCAGGACCUCUCUUUAGAAGGUCAUUCGAGGGCUAAAGACGUCAUGUCAGAAGCGGCGGAGCACCUGUGGGGUGUGGUGGUUGGGUGGCCCUGGACUCGCCACUGGUACCUAUCUUCUGAGUGGUCCCGAAGCCUUUGCCGUGAGCAUGUGCACUGAGAAUGUUAAUGGUGGGGUGACUGUGUGUGACGGAUCUACAGACUGUGUGAUGAGGCAGCAUCUCCUCCCCUGUGGUCGUGAGAUGCGAGAGACAGACAAAAAGCAGUUUGAGUGUUUGUGUGUGAGGAGUAUUCCAUGAGCUGAGAUGACCACCAAUCAUUUCCUGGGGGUGGGGGAGGGUGUCUGCACCUUAGGGGGGAAAAAGAUAAAAAAAGAAGGGAAAACAUGGAGGGCGGGAAUGGGAAGUCAGGACCCUGAGCGGCGAGUGGGUGUGGGGAGGGCAGCCCCUUCCCCGAGUGAGAGGAAUUUUCCGUGUCUGGUGCAGCUAUUACAUGUGCAAUGUGUCAAGUAGCUUGUUUUACUCGCUACAACAGAGCUCAUUUGUUACCCAUUGUAUAAGCUGUGUAUUUACAAAUAUAACACAAUGAUAACUUUUCCUUAUAAGACAAAAGUAAUGCAUGGUCUGGGGAACUAUAUGCUUUUCCAUUUUUAAAUCAGGACUACAAUUUUGAUUCCAGUUACUGAGCAGCUAAGAUACAAUUUGUGGAAUUCAGUGAUCCUAGCCCUCUGGCCUGGCAUACACAGCCUCCCCUUCCGUUUUGUGACACUCCCCUUCCAGAGAGGCAUUGUGCAGUAUAGGGUUAUUUUUUAAAUGAUUCUGAAUUUGAAUUAACUUUUUGGAGAAUUUCAUGAUGCCCUUUGAGGACAUUGGACACAUGUUGGGUGUGAAAAAAAGCUAGGGCUGGGAAUUGCUGGUCUGAUGUUACAUUAGACAAAGAACCUACAAUUUUUCUCAGUUGGGUGGAUAAAACCACUAAAGCUUAGAAACUGUUUUCUCAUGCAGCUAAGUUUCUCUUAUUUAUGCCUUGAGGACUAAUUUCUGGUUUUCUAGCUGAUAAUGCACUGUAGAUCUUAAUAAUGGUGCCUUACGCAAGUGGCCCUUCUGUGGGGUCUCAUACAGGGGUAUGGGUGAUGCAUGCUUUAUUAAGGCUCUUUUUUCACCUGGCAUUGUACUGUAUCAAUGUAUAAUUCAGAAAAACACAUCUCCUUAAGGUCCUCCUUCACAAACAGAGAGUUGAAAACUCCCAAACAAGUCAGUAUUUAUUCAGUAUUUUAGACAACUUGACUGUCAGCGUUAAAGUGGAAAACACAUGGUAAUUGGAAAAUCUGACCAUUUCUGCCACCAUGAGGCUUUCAUGUAGACUUUGCACAACAGUUGUAUAGAUCACACACCGGCUGUAUUUAAUAGGUAAAAAUUCCACACAUGUUAAAGAUACAGAAGUAUAAAAAAACAAUGUUAAUGUAUUUGCUUAAAAGGCACAAGUUCCACAUACCUAUCUAGCUACCUGUUGGUAAUACAGAAAGUAUACUACUUUUUUUUUAAAGUGGGUGGAAUUCUCGUGUAUGUAUAUUUGUGUGUACAGUAUGUGUAUGUGAGUGUGUGUAUAUAUAUAUACAUAUAUAUAAAUAAUAUAUAAAUAUUUUUUUAAGGAGAAUUUAGAAUGUUUAGUUAGACAGUUCCACAGCCUGUGAAGUAUUUCAAAAUGGCCAUAAAGGAGGUAAAAAUGAAAAGUAUAACUUUUAUAAAGGCUUUAUCUUUCAUUUUAUGACUUGCUAUAGACUCUUGGCUUCCAGUCUAUUCCAGACACCGACUUUGCUCAUCAUGAUCAGCAGGUCUGGAAUAGAGUCCCUUUGGCCAUUUAAACGUGGCAUGAAUGCAGUACUGACCUACUAGUUGGUUUCAGACACACUGAGGUUUGGAUUUUGAAUUUCAGCCUUAUUAGAAGAUCUGACCUAAGAGUAAGCUAAUCACAGGGAUUUUUUUAGAACUCUUUUUAUGCAGAUGAAGCUAUUUUUUUCCAGCACAUAGAUUCUUCCAGUUUUUCCAACGAGUAAUUUCCCCGAAUUGGCAUACCACAGCUUGGACAGCUGAUAUUUCAUCCAGCAGCUGACUGUGGGUGUGGAUCUGGCACACACACGCACACACACACAAAUACAUACACACACACACAUGCAUACAUAUACAUACAUGCAUAUAUGUACACACAUAGGAGUCUAGCUGGCGGAUAUUUUGUUUUAUCUUCCUGGAAAUGAGCAGUGAUGAAAGCUCACGUAACUGGUUUUUUAUCUAGGCUGAUGCAUACACUUACCUAAAGAACUCAUUUCAUUUUGCUUGGGGGAAAAUGCACUUUUUUUUUUCUUGGCAAUUCAAAAUCCAAGCAUUUGAUUUGCUGGGUUUUGGAAAACUCCUUUUUUGGCUCUGCUGUGUCCUUAGCCAUAACUAUUUCAUUAAGCAAGAAGGUAAACAAAAGACAAAAACAAACAAACAAAAAAAACCCCAACAUGCACUGACUUGUCUCACUUGUGAAACUUGAAGUGUUUGGUUGGGUGGGGCUGGGUGCCAUGUAUGUCAAUGCCUGUAAUUUUCAUAAUAAGCAAGUACAUAAAGAACUCCAUUCUGUUCAGGUGAUAACUGAGCCUCAAUCAAGCAGAAAUUUUUUGCUUGACGUUAAAAUAAAAUUUCUAUUAGUGAAAUUUCGUUUUUUUUUGAAGCACCCUGUUAUCUAAAGAAUCUUUGUAAGAUUUUUGUAAAAUUUUGUUUUACAAGAUUUUAUUUGAAAUUGUUUUUUGCAAGAUUGUUAUAUUUCUGUAUGAAUGUAUUUUUUAUUGGAAUAACAUAAAAGAAUUCUUAUCA
Molecule: messenger RNA, 4025 nt
Organism: Condylura cristata (star-nosed mole)
Lineage: Eukaryota; Metazoa; Chordata; Mammalia; Eulipotyphla; Talpidae
Gene: KLF6
Product: Kruppel-like factor 6
Exons: 4
Coding region: 105-1058 (317 amino acids)
Biological process (GO): regulation of transcription by RNA polymerase II
Molecular function (GO): DNA-binding transcription factor activity, RNA polymerase II-specific; RNA polymerase II cis-regulatory region sequence-specific DNA binding
Source: RefSeq, a predicted model, not a curated record